AUGAUUGUUGUUGGCGUAACUAAGGCAGUCAGCAACAGCUUCGGCAAAGGAGGUAUCGCAGACCGCAUGAUAUGGUUUAACGGUUUCCCAUUCCUUGACAGCAAAGAAGACCACAUCUUUAACGUCCCGGUCUCCCAUGCCAUGACCAACAAACCCGCAGUGCUUCCGGCAACCGACUUUCCCGUAUCAAAAGCCGAGAAACUUCUGCGGCAACACAAAUACAAAGGCUUUCCGAUAGUUGAAGAUGCUAUCAACAAAGUCGUCAUUGGCUUUAUUGGCAGGACAGAGCUCCAAUAUGCCAUCAAUCGUGCAAAACAAGAAGGCCUCCUUUCCCCCAACGCCAAAUGUCGCUUCACCACCACACCCUCCUUUACUUCCUAUCGCCAGCGUGGCAGCAUUCCGUCCUCAAACUCCGUAACCCUCCCGGUACCCUCGCCCAAUCUGCAAACCUUCGGGUCCAAGCCCUCCUCUUCAUCCAGAUCUGAAGACAGCCCUUACAAUUCUGAUUUCAGCCAUGAUGAUCAGGCGCCUUCCCGUACCUUUGACGACAUCGCCAUCUCAACCGGUUUCCGCUCCAUAGACUUCAGCCCGUACGUUGACCCCGCGCCGAUAACCGUUCACCCACGCCUGCCACUGGAGACGGUUAUGGAGAUCUUCAAGAAAAUGGGCCCGAGGGUGAUUCUCGUCGAGCAUCGUGGGCGCCUAUCCGGUCUCGUCACGGUUAAGGAUUGCUUGAAGUAUCAGUUCAAGGUUGAGGCUCAGGAGCAUAUUGAUGGCUCCGGUGACGAUGGUCAUAGUCACAGCCAGGGUCAUGGUGGGAACGGCGGGCUUGGAGAGGGGAUUGUUGAGAAAAAGGCUUGGGAGUUUAUUCAGUGGGCGACGAACAAGGUGGCGUUUUGGAGGAGGAUGGGGGAAACGGGGAUGCCGAGCUUUCUUAGGUUGGGGUCCUCGGAAGGGGACGGAGAAUGGCAUGCACGUAGACGGGGAGGUGAGCAUGAGCGUAGCGAGUGGGACGGGCAAUUGUUAUCGUCGAUAACUUCAUCAGGUAUUGUGGAGGGGACUGAGGAAUUGGAUGAGAGGAAUGAUUAG
This is a messenger RNA of Histoplasma mississippiense, 1089 nucleotides long. RefSeq lists its product as hypothetical. NCBI's taxonomy places the organism in Eukaryota, Fungi, Ascomycota, Eurotiomycetes, Onygenales, Ajellomycetaceae. The coding region runs from base 1 to 1089 and encodes 362 amino acids. The transcript has 2 exons. Gene Ontology annotation, molecular function: voltage-gated chloride channel activity. Gene Ontology annotation, cellular component: early endosome; endoplasmic reticulum; Golgi apparatus. The record is from RefSeq and is a predicted model, not a curated record. Gene Ontology annotation, biological process: intracellular copper ion homeostasis; intracellular iron ion homeostasis.